AUGACUCUCCUAAAGAGGCAUCUUCACCGUAUGAAACAGCAACCUGAACAGACCAUCCACAUUUAUGUCUUUGAAUUACAAGUUCUUUGGGAUCAGUUAACACAGUGUGAUCCUGAAUUGGAUAGUACUUCUGCAGCUACUACUUACUCCAAGCUUCACGAUUGCCAACGUGUUUGGCAUCUUCUGAUGACUCUCAGGGAUGAGUAUGAACCUAUUAGUGGUACUCUACUUCAUCAUAGCCCAUUGCCUUCUCUUGAAGUUGUAAUCAAAGAUUUGCUUUAUAAAGAAACUCGUCUAAAAACGCUUCGAGAUGAGCGAUCCUUAUUAUCUACUGAUGUUGUUUUUGCUACUCCGAGUACAUCUGCUAUUUCUUCAACUAAACCUUCAAAAUGGACCUUCUGCAAUUACUGCAAGAAGACUGGUCAUACUAUUUCUGAGUGCCGCUGCUUGCAAGCCAAAAUGGCGUCUGGACAGAAGUCCUCAUCCAUGGGUUCUCAGGCUUCUAGUUCUACUGCAGCUGCUGCCACAGAGAAUUCUUCUGAUAACACCUCUCCAAAAUUUUCCCUUAGAGAACUCCAAGCUCUUGUUCACCAGCUCCAACCUGAUUCUGGUAUGCCUUCUAAUUCAGCCUUGUCUGUCACUCCAGGUACUACCUCAUCAUGGUAUUUUGAUUCUGCCUGCUGCAAUCAUAUGACAUCAAAUUCAUCACUGUUUACUUCCCAAUCACAUCCUUCUAUUGCACCAACUGUUCAUACUGUCGAUAGUUUCAUCUUAACUGUCAAAAGUGAUCCACGGACAGGGAAGAUCAUUGGGACAGGCCGUAAGGUUGGGAGACUGUUUGAGCUAUCAUCUUUUCAAUUACCAUCUCUUGCUGCUGUUGUCACCUUUAGUGUCUGGCAUUCUCGCCUUGGUCACAUUUCUACCUCAGGAUUAGGAUGA
This is a messenger RNA of Nelumbo nucifera (sacred lotus), 939 nucleotides long. NCBI's taxonomy places the organism in Eukaryota, Viridiplantae, Streptophyta, Magnoliopsida, Proteales, Nelumbonaceae. The record is from RefSeq and is a predicted model, not a curated record.